Messenger RNA from Rhinichthys klamathensis goyatoka, 1623 nucleotides. Its product is annotated as GTPase IMAP family member 8-like. The transcript is spliced from 5 exons. Gene Ontology annotation, molecular function: GTP binding. The record is from RefSeq and is a predicted model, not a curated record. The coding region runs from base 16 to 1503 and encodes 495 amino acids. Lineage: Eukaryota; Metazoa; Chordata; Actinopteri; Cypriniformes; Leuciscidae.
UGCGUUGAACACAAAAUGGCGAAGCACGCUGGCAGAAAAAGUCCAGAUUUUGAACGCCCCGACAUGAGCGAAGAUUCAGAUCGGCUCAAAAAGCCUGAUGAACAACAUGAUUUAAACGAUCUGAGGAUUGUCCUGCUGGGAGUCUCUGGUGCUGGAAAGAGUCCAACAGCAAAUGCAAUACUGGAUCGAGAGGCAUUUAAAGAAAGCAGAACCAGAGAGAGUGAGAUACAGAGAGGAAGAGUAGAAGACAGAAACAUCUCCAUCAUCGACACUCCAGGAUUCUUCAACUCUCAGCUGACUGAUGAAGAGCUGCAGAAGCAGAUGAUGAAGAGCCUGUAUCUCUCCGGUCCUGGUCCUCACGUGUUCCUGCUCAUCCUCGACCUGGAGACGUGCAGAGAGGAGCCGAGGAACGUUGUGGAGCAAAUCCAGGAGUACUUUGGAGAGCAAGCUAUGAGGUUCACUAUGGUGUUGUUCAUUGGAAGAGAAAAAAUAUCCAAAAAAGAAUGGAUUCAAAUCAUUGAGAGUGAAAAUAUUAAAGAGCUGCUGAACUACUUUGAGGGAAGAUAUCAAGUGAUAAACAGCAAAAGUGAAUGUGAUUCCUACCAGAUCACAAUGCUCUUAAAGAGUAUUGAUGAAAUGGUGAAGAACAAUGGAGGACAGAAAUACAGCCAUGAGAUCUACCUGAAGGAAGAUCUCAGGAAACAGAUGGAAAGUCAGGAAGAGAUGGAAGGACUGAUACAGAAGAUUGCUAGAGAAAGAUCACGUAUAAAAUUGGAUCUGAGGAUUGUGCUGUUGGGUAAAACUGGAUCAGGAAAGAGUUCAACAGGAAACACCAUCAUCGGCAACUUUAAGUUUAAUCAAGGUGUGUCCGCUGAGUCUGUUACAAGACAAUGUCAAAGACAUGUGACUGCAGUGGAGGAGGAUAAAAUCAUCUCAGUGAUCGACACUCCAGGACUAUAUGAUACGUCAAUGAGUGAAGAAGAACUGAAGAAAGAGAUUGUGAAGUGCAUCUACAUGUCUGCUCCUGGUCCUCAUGUGUUUCUGCUGGUCAUCAGUCUGGGUGUGAGAUUCACAGAAGAAGAGAAGAAAACAGUGAAAUGGAUCCAGAGAAACUUUGGAGGAAAAGCUUCUCAUCACACCAUCAUUCUGUUCACUCACACUGAUCAUCUGAAGGGGCUUUCAUUAGAUGAAUAUAUCAGUGACAGUAAUGAUCUCAAGGCUCUUGUUAAUGAGUGCGGUGGCAGAUUUCACUCAUUCAACAAUGAAGACAUGAGUAAUCGCUCUCAGGUCACAGAACUGCUGCAGAAGAUUGAUGAAAUGGUGAGGAUCAAUGGAGGACAGCACUACACCAAUGAGAGAUUUCAAGAAGCCCAGAGAAGAAUUGAACGAAAGGCUUCAAAACAACAUCUGAAAGACAAUGUGCAAAAAGCAGUAAAAGUCAUGGGAGGAGUGGUAGCAGUAGGAGGAGCAAUAGCAACAAUAGCAAUGGCAAUAGCAAAAUAAGGGCCAUCAUUUAUCUGAUUGAACAACAAAGGCCAAAUCUUCAUACACUAAUUUCUAAUUCCGUUCUCUAAAAGAUUUGAUGAUAAUAGGAUUUGAGUUUUUUGAGAUUGCCAUGUUCAG